AUGACUCCCAACAACUGGAUAGACAGGGCAGGAUGGAGGGAUAUAAGAACAGUUGCCAGAGCAUUGCUCUCGACGACCUCAAUCUGUUGGAUUGCGGCUUUCAUCGUCUUCUCUCAGUGUCUUUGGAUGUUCUACUCCCGCCGAUCAAAGAAGUUCCCUAGCGAGAAAGUAGAGAAAAGAGAAACACAGCGCAGCAUGUUCGCCCGCGUGCCCUUCCUCCUGUCGGCAGUCGCCAUCAUGGCGCUCUGCGCGAUGGCGAGGGUCGCAGAGUUCGGACGGCCGCUUGCAAGACAGUACUUGGCCUCGACCACGAUCAGCAGCAGCCACUCUCAAUUCACCGUCCCCGCGUCGGCAGACGAGGGAGCAUAUCUCAUUCCUACUAUUGAGGAUCCGGAGGCCAAGGAUCCACAGAGCGUCUGCCCGGGAUACACUGCUUCAAACGUCCAGACGACAUCUCACGGAUUCACUGCCAACCUCGAUCUCGCUGGUUCAGCCUGCAACGUGUACGGGAACGACGUCGAGGCUUUGACACUCGUCGUCGACUACCUGGCGACGGACCGUCUCCACGUACAGGUGCUGCCGCGAUACCUCGGCGCCGAGAACAACACCUGGUUCAUUCUUCCGGAAGAGUUCAUCCCGAAACCCGCUGCAGACGGAAAGGCGAGCUCUGAUGGGUCGGACAGUGAUUUGGAGUUCAAGUGGGCAAACGAGCCAACCUUCGGGUUCAAUGUGUCCAGAAAGAGCACUGGAGAUGUGUUAUUCACGACCACGGGAACGAAGCUGGUGUUUGAAGACCAAUUCUUCGAGUUUGCUUCGCCGCUUCCCGAGAACUACAACCUGUAUGGACUUGGCGAAGUCAUUCACGGCUUCAAGUUGAAUAACAAUCUCACCCGUACAAUCUACGCGGCUGAUGCUGGCGACCCAAUUGACCGGAACAUUUAUGGCUCUCAUCCGGUAUAUCUCGAUACCCGCUAUUACCAAGUCCACGCCGAUACCAAGGAGGCUGUCUACGUCGCCAACGCUACGGACAUGAGCGCUGACUACAAGUCAUACACCCACGGGGUUUUCCUUCGCAAUGCGCACGCCCAGGAGAUCCUGCUCCGAGAGUCCAACAUCACCUGGAGAGGCCUCGGCGGCACCAUUGACCUCUACUUCUACGCUGGACCGACUGCUGACGCGGUGAUGAAAUCCUACCAAAAGACCACUGUCGGGUUGCCCGCCAUGCAGCAAUACUGGACUUUUGGUUUCCAUCAAUGCAGAUGGGGCUAUACCGGCUGGGACAACUUGCAGGAGAUUGCCGAUGAAUUUGCCGAGUUUAAGAUCCCCCUGGAAACUCUCUGGGCUGAUAUUGACUACAUGAACCAAUACCGUGAUUUCGAAGAUGACCAAAACUCCUGGGGCUACGAGGACGCCGCGCGCUUCCUCGGCAACUUGCACAAGAACGGCCAACACUUUGUUCCCAUUGUCGACUCAGCCAUCUACGUUCCCAACCCGAAGAACGCCAGCGACGCCUACCCAACAUACGACCGCGGAGUCGAAGCCGACGCUUUCAUGCUCAACCCAGACGGAUCUCUGUACAUCGGCGCGGUCUGGCCCGGAUACACGGUCUUCCCCGACUGGGUCGGUGCCGUCUUUGGCCGGAGCAAGACGUUUGAGUGGUGGACCACCGAGAUGGUGAGCUGGUUCCAAAAGGUCGCCUUCGACGGCAUUUGGAUCGACAUGUCCGAGGUCUCCUCCUUCUGCGUCGGCAGCUGCGGCAGCGGAAACCUCACGCUCAACCCCGUUCAUCCCCCUUUCCAGCUCCCCGGCGAACCCGGCAACGAAGUCCUCCAGUACCCCGAAGGCUUCAACAAGACCAACGCCACCGAAGCCGCUGCCGUCUCCGCCGUUUCCGCGUCCCUGGCAGCCGCGCAAUCCACUCCCGCAGCUACGCUCUCGUCUUCGUCAGCCUCAGCAACUACGUCGACGACGUCGACGACUGCAUACCUGCGCACCAAGCCAACACCCGGCGUCCGCAACGUCAACUAUCCGCCCUACGUAAUCAACAACAUCCAAGGCGACCUCGCCGUCCACGCCGUCUCCCCCAACGCAACCCACCACGGCGGCACCCAGGAAUACGACUUCCACAAUCUCUUUGGCCACCAGAUCCUCAACGCAACCUACAACGCCCUCCUCUCCGUCUUCCCCGGCAAACGCCCCUUCAUCAUCGGCCGCUCCACCUUUGCCGGCUCCGGCAAAUGGGCCGGCCACUGGGGCGGCGACAACACCUCCCUCUGGGCCUACAUGUUCUUCUCCAUCCCGCAGGCCCUGUCCUUCAGCAUCUUUGGCGUCCCCAUGUUCGGCGUCGACACGUGCGGCUUCGAAGGCAACACGGACAUGGAGCUCUGCGCCCGCUGGAUGCAGCUCAGCGCCUUCUUCCCCUUUUACCGCAACCACAACGUCCUCUCCUCCAUCCCGCAGGAGCCCUACCGCUGGGCCGCCGUCGCCGACGCCUCGCGGUCCGCCAUGGCCAUCCGCUACGCCCUGCUGCCCUACCUGUACACGGCCUUUUACAAAGCCCACACGCUCGGCGACACCGUCAUGCGCGCGCUGGCGUGGGAGUUUGCCGACGAGCCCUGGCUCGCGGGCGCGGACAGGCAGUUCCUGCUCGGCCCGGCGGUCCUGGUCACCCCGUGCCUCGAGCAAGGCGCCAGCACCGUCGACGGCGUCUUCCCGGGCGUCGGCAAGGGCACCGUCUGGUACGACUGGUACAACCAGUCCGCCGUCACCGGCGUCUCUCCCGGACAGAACGUGACGAUUGACGCGCCUCUGGGCCACAUCCCGGUCUACCUCCGCGGCGGGUACGUCAUCCCGACGCAGGAGCCGGCCUUGACGACGAGCGAGAGCCGCGCGAACCCGUGGGGUCUGCUGGUAGCGCUUGACGGUAAUGGUACUGCUACGGGCAGUCUCUAUGUAGACGAUGGAGAGAGCUUGGAGCAGGAGGCUACGCUCACCGUAGAGCUCUCAUCUUCCGAUCGGUCACUAAAGGCCACUCCCUCUGGCGAGUUCAAAGACUCGAACCCUCUUGGAAACGUCACAAUUCUGGGAGUUCAGAAUGACGUUUCUGUUGUACUUCUGAACGAGAAAGCUUUGGAUGGAGAGAACUGGUCCUUCGACUCGGCUUCCCGCGUCCUCCACGUAACGGGCCUGCAGUCUCUCACCUCUGCUGGAGCAUGGUCGUCUUCGUGGGAGCUUACAUGGUCUUAG
Messenger RNA from Colletotrichum orchidophilum, 3246 nucleotides. RefSeq names its product glycosyl hydrolase family 31. The record is from RefSeq and is a predicted model, not a curated record. Bases 1 to 3246 code for a protein of 1081 amino acids. Lineage: Eukaryota; Fungi; Ascomycota; Sordariomycetes; Glomerellales; Glomerellaceae. Gene Ontology annotation, biological process: carbohydrate metabolic process. Gene Ontology annotation, molecular function: hydrolase activity, hydrolyzing O-glycosyl compounds; carbohydrate binding. The transcript has 4 exons.